Molecule: messenger RNA, 489 nt
Organism: Eimeria mitis
Lineage: Eukaryota; Apicomplexa; Conoidasida; Eucoccidiorida; Eimeriidae
Exons: 3
Coding region: 1-489 (162 amino acids)
Source: RefSeq, a predicted model, not a curated record
AUGCUGUCGAGUCUUACUCUAUGGGCGCUUGUGCCGGAAGAGGCUCAGCAUCAACACAUAAAGCAUGUUUCAAUGAGUGUUCAGGUUGUUGGAACACCCCCGAGCGCUCAGGGGAUCGGCUUCUCCUCCGUUUCACAGUCGCCUGCGGGUGUCAUGCUCCCAACAGAGCAAACUUGGGGAACACUUCCUGGACAGCCUGCCUCAACGGUGCCUGGUUUCUUCAUCCAAGAGCCUGGCGAGAAACGCUCCAACCUGGCAGACGUCGGCGAGCAGUUGGUACGGGUAUUCUUCCGGAAACGUGUCUCAUCAACGGGCGUCUGGAGUCGUGUAUUCUGGGGGAUUCAGACGCCUGGAGGUUGCUCUCCGAAGACGGAAUUCCCGUACUACUUGGUCAUGGGCACAAAACUUGCUGAUGUUCCAGUUCCUGUAGGCAAGAACUGCAUGGUUAUAAUCCAACUAGACCAAAAGGUACGGACUGCCACUAUUUAA